CGAACCCGAAGUUGACGUUGAUGACGUCGACGCGUCCGUGACCCAAGCUUUACAGCUGUUGUACAACGCGCUGUGUUCGAAUCUCUACAUAACCAAGCUCCAUUUGUUCUCGAGGAUAACGUUAUCCGAAGACUACUGCCGAAUGUUCGCCGAGUACGCAACUCUGAGCUACGGACGCCUUUACGAACUGUCCCUUAAGCACGUCAAUUCUCCGGGACACUUCGCGCGGCGACUUGUGCCUCCGUUCAGGAGGAACUACAGCCUACUCCUCCUAGAAGUUCCAGGCUGCCUGAAGCCCGACCCCGACAUGUACGGCACGCAGGACGUCAUCCGUCGCAACUGUGGCAUCGUCGAAAGGGCGACCAGGUUCGUGAUGGGCGCUCACGACCGCUACGGCGCCUCCGCCCUGGAGUUCGUUUCGGAGCACCCCAAGCUGGUCGAGAACAUCCGACGCGAGGCGGCGCUGCCCGGAGAUUUCGAAGCCAGGAACAAGAUCGCAGGCGUCUUGCGGCUCUUGCGUGGCAUCCACAUUCACGAGUUCAUGAGGAUGACCGGCGUCGUUGAGCGAAAGGUCGUGUGCGACUACCGAGAGCAAGACGACGGCACGCAGUUGGACAAACUCAACUUCGCCUGCUGGACGCACAUUCGUCAGUACCUCAAGUUGACGGACGUGGUGUUAGACUGGGAUCUCGUUUGACCGGCUGUCGCGCUACGCAGAACCACGGUGCCGAAUACCACGCCGUGCCCCAUUACAGGCCACGACAUGACGCGAGGGGCCAUCCUCUAAACUUUUACGGAAGAAAUUGAUUUUGCCCGUCGGUCCAUCUUCGCAAGUGGCUUGUCUUUCCGCAUGGAAGGAGCGCAAGCUUAUCUAUCCAACGGUUUUUAUCUUCAUCGCCAUGUUUCACCCCUGCAUGCUUCAGCGGCUUCAUCGACAAAGCUUCGAAUAAGCUGCAACUCAUGCCUCAACGAACAGGUCGCAAUUUAGAAAUUUUAAUAAAAUAUCCGUUUU
Rhipicephalus sanguineus (brown dog tick) is the source of this 1012-nucleotide messenger RNA. RefSeq lists its product as uncharacterized. The transcript is spliced from 2 exons. NCBI's taxonomy places the organism in Eukaryota, Metazoa, Arthropoda, Arachnida, Ixodida, Ixodidae. The record is from RefSeq and is a predicted model, not a curated record. Bases 143 to 697 code for a protein of 184 amino acids.